Molecule: messenger RNA, 1526 nt
Organism: Acanthopagrus latus (yellowfin seabream)
Lineage: Eukaryota; Metazoa; Chordata; Actinopteri; Spariformes; Sparidae
Product: ubiquitin-conjugating enzyme E2 variant 1-like
Exons: 4
Coding region: 47-568 (173 amino acids)
Biological process (GO): protein K63-linked ubiquitination; DNA damage tolerance
Cellular component (GO): nucleus
Source: RefSeq, a predicted model, not a curated record
UAACCUGCUCCCCCCACUACACAGCACGAGCUCAACAAAGGAAGCGAUGCGCGGUGGUCCACGCGCACGCACCGUCAGCCACAAUGGCAAACGUGCGUCCGCGCUCCCGCUGUGCAGCGACAAGAUGGCGGUCGCCGCCUCAUCAGGCGUUAAAGUCCCCCGCAAUUUCCGGCUCCUGGAAGAGCUGGAAGAAGGCCAGAAAGGUGUGGGAGAUGGGACCGUGAGCUGGGGUCUGGAGGAUGACGAGGACAUGACCUUAACACGGUGGAGAGGGGUGAUCCUUGGCCCUCCAAGGACAAGCUAUGAAAACAGGAUGUACAAUCUGAAAGUUGAAUGUGGGCCAGAAUACCCAGAGUUACCGCCGUACGUCAGAUUUGUGACGAAGAUAAACUUGAAUGGUGUGCACACCUCCAGCGGUGUGGUUGACAUGCAUGCGGUGACUGCACUGGCCAAGUGGCAGAACUCCUACAGUAUCCAGAUGGUGCUGCUGGAGCUGCGACGGCUCAUGACAUGCAAGGAAAACAUGAAGCUUCCUCAGCCACCCGAGGGCCAGAUCUACUCCAACUGAGCCCCUGCUACUUUUGCCUCCACCACCCCCACCCACAACUCUUCUGUUUUGCUUUCAUCCCUUUAUCCCCAUUCUACGCAAUGUGACAUUCCACCUCCUGCCGACACUUUGGCAGAGCGCACACACACAGACACACACACAUAAUUACACAUAAGUACACAUACACACACAUAAGUACACACGUACACAUAUAUCAGUAUAAACACACACAGCAGAAGACUUAGUAUACAAUAACAGAUUAUGCAAACAGACACACACAUUUAUCUGCAUACACACAAACACACAAACUUAUUGAGCAUCAUGAAGGUCAUUCCAGGCACUGGCCCCCUCGCUCUCCCAUCACUGGAGCUCUGGAUGGACUCAGUCCACACCAGAUGUGAUCAUUCGAAUACUGUACAUGUUACUAAUCUUUUUUUAUUAUUAUUUGUUAAGAAAUGCAGAUUGUACAAUAACAUAAAUAAUCUUAUUGAGUGUACCUCGUUGUGUGUUGCCUUUUUGUAACAUUUAAAACAACCUCAUAAAUAACACAAUUUCACAUAUUUAACAAGACGUGUAGUUGCUGUUAGUUACAAGAUAAUAUACAAAACCCCGUAUCUAAAACGUCUUCAGUAAUGUGACGUAUGUGUUCUCAUGUGGCCAGAUAAAUUUAUGACUGCAGCUCAGCGCGGUGCCUGGAAUCGGUCACAUUAUUCACAUUUUCCCCUUCCAUGUCAGAAUUGUUGUAAGUGAACAUUGUACAUGUACAGUAUCUCCACCACUAUAUCUGAUCGUAGUAUGCAAAUCUACUGUAGGUCUGCAGAAGUCCCAUGCUUGAAAAUAGAAGUGAAAUCAGCUACCUCUUCAGGUCCUGUGUAACGUCAGGGGAGUGAUCUGACUUGUGAAACUGUCUUUGCUACUUCAUGUAACAAUUUGUUUUACUUUCUCCAGUCCUACCAUAAAUCUGAAGUCAUGCUUUUCA